AAUUUUUUUUUAUUUUUUAAGUUCUGUUUUUAUACACUUAGAAAUAAAGAUUAAAAAGCUGUCACUGGGGUGGUACCCUUUCUAAACAUACACCUUUUGUAUGUAAAGAGUGCAUGAUAAUACCUCAAAGAUAAAGCACAACUUUUGAUAUCUAAUUUUAUUUGGUCUCAGUGAAACUACAGCUUGAAAACCAGGGGGCGUCAUUGCACAAGAUAACAUGACUGAUAUGUUGUUUGAAGGGCCAUUUUCCCCCUUUCAGCAUCACCUUUAACCAUAAGCACAAUUAAGCAAUUGUGAUUUAAAAGUUGAGGAUCUUUGAGAGAAUUUCAAAAAUAAUGCAAAUGUAGUUUUUUACUGAAAUUUUUUUUAUUUAUAUCAAGAGUGAAUGAGCUGUAAAAGAGCAUUUACAUGUGAUCCGGUCUGUGAAAUCCUGGUUAAAGUCUCAUAAUUAUGAAGGAGCAUCAAUCUUUGACAUGACCUUACACCAUCAAUAUUAAAGAUAUAAAUGUUGUAUUUUCACAGAAUGUUCUUUACAUUAUGAUGAUUUUAUGUAGAAAACUGUAAUUCAAUAAAAAAUUACUUUAGCUACUACACUCUAAAAACAUACGGUGCUAAAUGGCACUAAAAGUGAUUCUUGGCUUGUAAUCAUAGAGGAACCAUUUUGAGUGCCAUAUAGCACCGAUGAAGUACCUGUGUGGAACCAUAUAGUGCUAUGUAGAACCAUAUAUGGUGCCAUAAGACCCCCGUAUGGUUCUUCAUAGGUGCUAUAUAGCACUAAAAAUGGUUAUUCUAUGAUUACGAGCCAAGAACCACUUUUAGUGCUAUUUAGCACUGUUUGUUUUAGGUUUUCACAGACAGGGUCACAUUUCACAAUUUCAACUAUAAAAAAUGAUUACUAAACCACUACAUUGUGUGUUACAUCAAAUAAGUAAAAAAGACACUAAAUUUAUCUGACAGUACACUAUUAAAAGACAAAAGAUGUGUGUUUUAUAGAAUAAGGAAGAUAAUGCAGUUGGUGUAAAAGCUGAUACCAUGAGGUUCCUGAAUGAUUGGCAGUGACAGGUCCACCAACAGCUGAUACUAAGAAUGGAGUAAGCAGCAGAGGGAGAUGCAGAUACGGCAUGAAGGUUAUGUCUAAAUAUGGCACCCCAGAAACUGUACAUAGCAUGUAGUGGCAUUUAUACAGCAAUGAGCUUUAAAAGUGCACUAUUGUAUAUUCAUUCAGUGCUAGAGAGAUUUUAGCACUGUUUCAUUACAGAGAUGUUGAAAAGUUCAUAUCAUCCGUUAUUGCUUAAUGUUUAGGGAAUUGUGUGCGAUGACGUGCAUGCAUUUUCCUCUAGCAGCAAUACAAUUGCAUUGACAUGACAACUUUCCAAUAGCAACAUGACACCCGCCAGCCUGAACAUACAGAAGGCGACAACACUGCUUUUUCUGUUCUGAGGGGGUGGAGUGAGUGGGCCAUGUGCAAGAGCACCAGAGCAGUUGUGCUGCUGAGAAAUGAAAGACUGGUGGAUAUAAAGAAUAUGGAAUGAACAGGACUUUAUUUCUCCUGGAUGCAAAGACUUAACGGAAGUUGUUGGCCGUGCGCACAUAAAGAGAGGAAGUGCUCCCAGAUUCCUGGACAGUGACAGAUCAGAGGACAGAUAUAGGGCGUGGAAAUCUCCUGAAGGUUAGAGGACACAGAAUGUAAGAUGAGUAAACAUGCAAUCUUUGUAACUACAGAAGCAUAUGCAUGACAGACAUAACCAAAAUCGAGAUCGUAUGAAAGUGGAUUGAUAUGAAAUGUCAAGUCGGAGCCAUGUACACAAUCUUCUGAUGUCAUUGGAUAAGAUUACAGCUUGAAAGUGUGCAUGAAGUCAUUGCAUCUAUAUCAAGAAAAAGUUCUGUAGGAUUCGGGCAGAAUUUGGAGCCCAAUAGUAACAACUAUCUUUAGUUUGCUGGUUUAGGUCACAACACAAAUGUUUCUGAACGCUUUGCUCGUGGUCAUUACUGACCUGGCAGCUGGACUACUUGGCAAUGCAUCAUUUCGACGCCAUUUUCAUUUGCUGCUGUCAGGAUUGCUUUUGUUUGGGCCUCUCCUGAGUCUAUGGGUUUCCCAAUAUAGCAUCUUUGGCAAGAGGAGUCAUUUUCUGUACAGGGUCUUCCUGCGCUCAGGUUGGGGCUGGACCUGUAUCUUUGUCGGCUCUUUUGUCUUCGUCCUCUCUUUCACUGUACGCCGUUCGCUCACACUUUCACUACGACACCUUUCUCGGCUAGCUGUGGCAGGCGGGCUGUGGAUCAGCUUUCGCAAACUGCUUUGUCUGCUGGAGAACGCCACUGGGAAUUGUUACGAGCCCCUCAGCUCCACUCUCGAGCUGGCUUCAGGUACUAACGGAGACGGUCAACCGCUACUGCUUCUACGUGAAGGUGAAACAAAGGAGGUCUGCAUCCGCUCCGGCAUGUUGUGGCGUGGAUAUGAAGUGUCUGAAGAUGCCCUCCUGCUGUGUUUGUGCUGUCUGCUUCUAGCCGAGGAGACCGCCGUGUUUGGGCCCUACCUGAGCCUGGGUGGACCCUCUGGAGCCCCAUUGCGCAUCCUCUUCCUGUUCUGCAUCCUGCUGUUGAGUCUCUGGGUGUUCCUGCUUCUAUGCUUGCUGGCUUAUUUCCCACAGUUUCCUACCCAGCUUUUGGGAGGUGCUCUGGGAUGUUUGAGCUGGAGAGUAUUGUACCAGGGUUGGUACCGACUUGGACCUAGCUGGUACUGCCCUGGCAGGCCUGGGGUGGGACUUCUGUCUACGCAGAGCAAACAGGAUGAGACACACAAGGAAUACAAUGAAACAAAUGCUGAAGUGAGCAACUAGGGAAGGCUGUUGGACUCAUGUUCUCCAGAGUUACAUGUUUAACCAAAAACUGACAAAUAAAAGCACAAAACAGACACAAGUGAGACUUAACAUCAAUUUAUUAGGUUUAUCAUUGACAAUCUCAAAUUGUUUUAUUACAAAAAUACCAACAAAAUUUCUGAAAAGCUUAUGCUUAAAUACGAAACUUGUGAUUAAUUUAGGUCCACAUUUGCAAAUGACAAAGGUUCACUUUACUAUAGUAAUCCUUUCCAGGCAUUACCUGGUGGAUGGGUGUCAUUCAAUUUUAGGCUGGUGUCAAAAAAUGAAAACCUCUUGAACUAAACCAUCAAUGGUCUUUUAUCAAAAUGGGGGAUAUUUCAAAGAUAUUCUUAUUUGGGCCACAUAAGAUUAACAUCCACAAAACAUGCUUCAUACAUGAGCACUGACUGCAAAUUUCUUAUGAAAAUGUUUAAUAAGGCAAGAAGCGAUGCUCCUGGUUAAAAUGUCACUAGUAAUGAAACAGAUUCCUUUCAUCCCUACUAAAAUAAAAA
Paramisgurnus dabryanus is the source of this 3367-nucleotide messenger RNA. The record is from RefSeq and is a predicted model, not a curated record. NCBI's taxonomy places the organism in Eukaryota, Metazoa, Chordata, Actinopteri, Cypriniformes, Cobitidae.